Molecule: messenger RNA, 3957 nt
Organism: Peronospora matthiolae
Lineage: Eukaryota; Oomycota; Peronosporomycetes; Peronosporales; Peronosporaceae
Source: the annotation of a GenBank genome assembly
AUGUCGUCCAACAACACCUCGGCCAGUGUCUCCAUCGAUAAGUUCGAUGGGGACAACUACUCAACCUGGUGUCGCUACAUGCGCGGCGUGUUUCUGACGAAGUCAGUCUGGUACGUCGUGAACCGCGAAACGUCUCCAACCUUCACCGAUACGCGAGCUUCCGACGAGUACGUCAAGUCGAGCAACAUCGCGUUCGGGUUGAUGUUGCUCCACAUGGACGCCGACUACCACCAUGUGGUCGACAACUGUGAAGAAGCAUGGACAGCGUGGUCGCGGUUGAAGAUGCUCUAUGGUGGGUCGCAGAAGGCGGGACGCAUCUACCUCAAGCGCCAGCUGUUCAGCAUCAAGAUGGCGGAAGGUGCCAACGUCUUGCACCAUUGCAACGAAGUCUUGAACAUCGGCGCCAAGCUCAGCAGCAUCGGUGCCAAGAUGGAAGACGAAGACAUUGCGAUCUGCUUACUGCGCAGUCUGCCCAAUAGUUUCGAGAACGUGGUUCUCAACUUGGAGAUGAGCAAUGCAGAGCUGCGCACGCAAGAUGUGGUCAAGGUACUGACUAACGAGCACAUCAAGCGACAAGGCGAGAAGAUGACGAUGGCAACGACAACGGUGAAGACUGAAGAUGCGACAAAGGCAUUCAGUACCGAGCGCAAGCCCUACCAAUGCACAUACUGCGGCAAGGUGGGGCACACGGCAGAGCGUUGCUGGACGAAGCAAAAGGAUGAAAGUCGAGGAGCCCAACGCGGCGGCAAUGGUCGUCGACGCGGGUCAAACAAUGUCCACUGGCGACAUUAUGAUGAAGGCAACAGCUACGAUCGAGUGGCGUUUGCAGUUUCGUUCGAAUGCGGAGUUUCGACGAACAAGAAUGGACCAGGAAUGUGGGCCAUUGACAGCGGGGCAACACAUCACAUCUGCCACGACAAGUUCAAGUUUGCAAGCUUGGUCGAAGGCAAUGAUGGCGAGAUCCUGGUGGCUGAUGGCAACAAGGCGGCCAUCAAAGGUGUGGGGACCAUCUUGGAAAAGGUGAUUCUGCCAAACGGGGAAGAGCGCGAGAUCGAGAUCAAGAACGCGCUCUAUGUGCCCAGCAUGAGCAAAAAUCUGCUCUCGGUGCCGCAGAUUAACAAGCACGGCAACUUCCAAGUGGUGUUUGACGGGGAUACGAUGUACGUCGCUCGCAAGGAUUCCAAUCAAGUGGUGGCAGCUGCGGAUCUUGUAGACGGACUCUACUGGCUUCGCACGACGCAGCGAUCGGCCAAUGCGACAUCACUCAGAAACGCUGUUGAUCUACAUGCGCGAAUGGGCCAUGCUCCAGUCGACGUGCUUCGCAGGAUGGUGACAAGUCACAUGAUCAUGGACGCUCACAUCCCUUCCAAGCCGAAUGGAUCAAGUGUGUGUCGAGGAUGCCAAGAAGGGAAGAUGGUACAAAAACCAUUCCCGAGCAACCGUGACAAGCGCACCUACAACACCUUCGAGAUGCUCCACUUCGACAUCUGCGGACCCAUGGAAGAAAAAUCUCUGGGUGGCAGCAAGUAUCUGCUGCUGAUCGUGGAUGAAGCCAGCGGAUGCAUGAAGGGUUUUUGUCUGCAUUCCAAGUCAGAGAGCGAAGAGUGCAUCAAGAAGUACAUCACGAUGAUGCAGACGCAGUUCAGCAAGAAGGUCAAGUUUUGUGCGCCACGACGAGCUUGCGAGUUUGCGACGAACUCGCUUCAAGAUUUCUACGAAGUCGAAGGCAUCGAGCAACAAACCACGGUGCCAUACGCACAUCAAGCCAAUGGAACUGCUGAACGCGCGAUUCGAACUAUCGUCACGAUCGGCCGCAGCAUGCUUCACCAUGCCAAGUUGCACAAGUGCUUCUGGGCUGAAGCGGCAAUGACGGCCGUCUAUGUGAAGAACCGUUUGCCGUCACCCAAGAUUCCACACAAGACACCGUUCGAGAUUGUCUACAUUUCUAAGCCAAGUGUCAAGCACAUGCGCGUUUUUGGGUGCCAAGCAUACAUCUUGACCCCGAAGGAGAAACGACUCAAGUGGGAUCCCAAGGCCCGGGCUGGAUUGUUUUUGGGCUACGAAGAAGUGUCCAAGGCGUAUCGAGUUUACGACAUCGAAGCGGGGCAGGUGAUGAUAAGUCGCGAUGUCAACUUCGAUGAGUCGGCCUUUGGACUGUCGAUGCUGAUUUCCGAUGACGAUGUUGAUGGCCUGGACUUCGAAUCGAUCGAUCUUGAUGAUGAAGAACCGCGUCCGAGACACUUCAAACAAACAGGAAAGCGCAAGGCCCAACCCAGUCACGACAAUGACGACGCAAGCAUGCCCCGAGCAGUGCGCCAACGACCCGGAUUGGAAGAGUCAAGUGCGCCGGAUGACCUCUCUUCACGUCGAGCCAACGAAGAUGAAGAAAGGAAGUCGGAGGAACAACAUGACACACCGACUUCCUCCGCGUUUUGGCAUGCGAGUGCAAACGCCGUUGAAGCAGCGGUCGAUUUUUCGGAGCCGUCGACAUUUGAAGAAGCAGUGUCUGGCCCGGACCAAUUACCCAACGGACAAAGCGCCAUCGGCACAAAGUGGGUCUUCAAGAUCAAGUGCAAGGCGGAUGGGUCGAUCGAGAAAUACAAGGCACGACUUGUGGCCAAGGGUUUUCGCCAAAAGUAUGGCAUCGACUACACGGAGACGUUCUCGCCCGUGGUCAAGUAUGUGACGCUGCGAAUGGUCAUCGCCAUUACCAAGCACUUUGGAUGGCCCCUCGACCAGCUCGAUGUGGUGACUGCGUUCCUGUAUGGAGUGAUGAAGGAGAAGGUGUUCUGCGCUGUUCCGGAAGGCGUCAAGAUGGAAGGUGAUUUCGACUGUCUCGAGCUGAUCAAGGCGAUCUACGGUCUCAAGCAAGCCUCGCGUGUUUGGAACGAGACCUUCGACGAGUUCAUACGCUCGAUUGGUUUUCAAGCGUCGGGAUUCGAUCCAUGUCUCUACAUCAUGACUUCGGAAGGCCAUUGUGUUUUUGUGCUGGUCUACGUGGACGAUGUCUUGGUGACUGGAAGCUCGCUCGAGAUGAUUGCGCGCACCAAGAACGACCUCAAGACACGCUUCGAGAUGACGGACAGCGGCAAGUGUGCCUUUGUUCUUGGGAUCGAGUUAUUGGACGGUGAAGAUGGCAGCGUGACUAUGUGUCAGCGCCGUUAUGUCGACGAUGUCCUCAAGCGCUUUGGAAUGGAUGAGUGCAAGGCUGUGGCAAGUCCGGUGGACGUCAGCUCUCGACUGGUUCCGAGCAACUCUGCAAGCAAGGUGGAUGUCCCAUUCCGUGAAGCAGUGGGUGCUUUGAUGCAUCUGACGACUGCAACGCGACCGGACAUCGCCUAUGCUGUAAGCUUUGUGUCACGGUUCAUGGAGAAACCCCAAGAAGAACACUGGGUUGCAGUCAAGCGCAUCUUCCGCUACCUACAAGGCACCAAGAUGCAUGGAAUCUGCUACAAGCCAAGUGCGAAGAUCGACUUUCGUGGCUAUUCAGAUGCAGACUGGGCCGGUGACCUUGCUGAUCGCAAAUCGACGUCCGGCUACGUCUUCAUGCUAUUGGGUGCUCCGGUGAGUUGGGGCAGCAAGAAACAGCCAAGUGUGUCACUGUCUACAAGCGAAGCGGAGUACAUCGCGCUCAGCCUGGCGAUCCAAGAAGGCAAGUGGAUCAAUCGCUUGCUGUGCGAGAUCAUGGCGGCUGCAAACGAAGAAGGACCCGAGCUCGUCAUCCGUGAAGACAACCAGUCGUGCAUCAAGAUGACGAAGAAUCCGGUCAACCACGGCCGCGCUAAACACAUCGACAUCAAGUACCAUCACAUCCGUGAUGAAGUCAAGCGCGGCGAAGUGAAGCUUGAAUACUGCGAGACGACGUUGAUGUUGGCGGACAUCAUUACCAAGGGACUUCACGGACCGCGCCACAAGGACUUGACGGCGGCGCUUGGCAUCCGUGCGUGUUCGGAUUGA